Molecule: messenger RNA, 2725 nt
Organism: Raphanus sativus (radish)
Lineage: Eukaryota; Viridiplantae; Streptophyta; Magnoliopsida; Brassicales; Brassicaceae
Source: RefSeq, a predicted model, not a curated record
CCUCUCUCCCACCCACUACAAUGGUUGCUAAUGCUCCACCACCUGAGUUGUUGCCUUCAGGGAACUCUUGCUGCCUCGCGUGGCAAGAGAAGUACCUAGGCAUGAAGAAGAGGCGUGAUGCUUGUAAAGAAGCGAUCCAGAUUCUCCAGAAGGCCAUGGGAGCUGCUAAUGAUGAGACAUCCAUUCUCCAGAAUAAACUUACGGAGAUGGCGGAUAAAAGGCAAGCUAAGGAAAAUGAUUCAGUGGCAAAAGCAUCUUUGGAGAAAGAAAUAUUUGAGUUGAAGUCUGAGAUUUUUUCUUUGCAACAGAGAUUGGAGCGGACCUUCAAGAAAAAAAGUGAUCAAGUACAAUUUAUUCAGUCUUCUAGUGUGGAGAAGGAGAUCAGUGAACUGAAGAACCUGCUUAAGAAAGAAACAUUAAGGGCUGAUAAUUCCGGAGAGAGGGAACAGAUUUGUAAAGAAUUGAACAAGACAAAGGCUCUGCUGGCGAAAUAUGAGGAUAUCAAGCCACACGUUCCUGAGGUGGAAAAGGAAAUUAGUCUGGUUAAAAAUCUUCUUGCAAGCGAGAGGCAUAAGACAGAGUCAGAGCGGAAGAAAGCAGAAUCGGAGAAUAAGAAAGCUGAUCAGUAUCUUUCUGAGUUGGUGGUUUUAAGAAGUACAGCUAAGAAGACUAGUUCGGAUUUACUUGCUUUAACCUCCAGUAUUGAGACCGUGAAAAAGCAGCUCGAGUCUGAAAGACAAAAGACACUGAAAGAGAGAAAACGGGCAGAUAUGGAGAGUGCAAAAGCUAAGGAACAGAUGAAGCUGGCAGAAGAUUUGUCUAAGAAGUUUGAGACUAUUAGAGCUAGAAAUGAAGAGCUCAAGAAAGAAGCAGAACUACAGAGCGCUAGUAGCAAAGUAAAGUUUGCUGAAAACUCGGCAAAACUGGAAGAGAAGGUAAGGCUUCUUGAGAUGAGUAAGAAAGAAGCCAUUUUCUGGAAAUCUCGUGCUGAUGAUCUGACUCAGCAGUUACAAGAAUUACAAUUAGUGACUGGGGGUUUGAAAAAACAGGUGCAUCAGCUUUCUCUCUCAAAAUCCUCUGAGACUUGCUCCGUUUCUCCUCAUAAAGUCAGAGACCUGGAAAAGGCCAAAAUGAGGCUUUUGAAAAAAGAGGUGAAGUAGAGGAAAUGUGCAAAACACUCCAAGGAGGUGGCUGAGUUUGAAAGGUUCCGAAGAGAAUAUCAGGCCAAAGAGAUAGGUCGGUUAAUACUUGAGUUCGGUAGUAUUACAAAUCACAUGAAUUUGCUGGAUAGACUUUCAAGAGGCGUUGGAGGUACAUCUGGUCGUCCAAAGGCGGAGAAACGCAUGAAACGGCAGAUGCUACAGUCCCAGAAAAACCUUAAAGGUGAAAAGCAUUCUGACGCAAGGUGCCAGUUGGUAGCAAGCUCUGGUUCUCAGGAGCAGGCUCGCAAGCUCUCUACUCAGUUAAUUGCUAAAUCCAGACAAGGCGUGCAUGAGUCUGUCUCAGGUACUAUUUCUCAAUUGGAGUCUCCUACUGGAGGCUCUAGAGAAUCGCAGACUUCUGGAGAAAUUUCCAGCGCAACAUCUUGUUCUGAUGGGCAGUUACUGACCUCACAGGGAGCACAACAUUUCUCUGAUACCACUUCAGCAGAAACAUCAAGAGAUGAAGCGCAUAUCCAACCUACAAAAAUCAAUAUGUUCCAGAAAAUCGAUACCAGGAAAAAUGGAAAUCUCUGUUUGGUGGCUGAAAACUGUCUCCAAGGAUCUCAGAAAGAUAAUCAUGAGGUGGUUAAUGAGCACUCUCGAAAAAGAAAAGGAAUGCCAGAGGUAGUUGAGUCCCGUAAGCAUCGGUCAUCUGAUUAUACAAAGACAAAUGUACAGAGAGAGAAGCUGGGCAAAUUGCAGCCUUUAGAAGAGAAAGAAUCCUUGGUCCUUGAUAUUCAAGGUGUCUCCUCUGCAAAUUGCACUAGAAUUUCCAAGAAGAGGGUUUCUUGUGAGAAAAAGACAGUUAUACGGAGCACUCUUCAGCUUAAUUGCCCAGCCAAGACUCAAGGCAAUAAAGCUGGAAGUACACAGGUCGCUUGGAAUACUACGUGCCUCUCUACUGCUAAAGAACAUGCUGCAGCAGCACUAUUUCUGGACGACAUUGCUGCUACAGAUGUUAUGAAGUUGUUGGAGUUGGAGAACCAAGAAGAUGAAAGUCAUUACAAGAUGGCAAGAGAAUCAUUUAUAUCCCCGGAUCUUCCUCAGGUAGAUUUUUUGGAUGGUCCGAUCGUGAAUGAAGACAAGAGUCCUGCUCCGGCUCUUGACUUGGUUGAUAGAAAUAGCGUGGAUUUACGUGAUUCCAUAAAUUCUAGUGAAGCUUCUAAUUUCGACACUCAGAAUGCUUCGGUGAGAAAAAUGUCACCCAUGUCAACAACGGUGCAUGAUGAUACUCUCAAACACUUUGUUGUGUUUUCAAAUAUUGAAGACCAGAACAGUAUCAUCAAAAUUUUACAUGCUGCAAACAGUUGUGUUCAGCGAUGCCCAUCAGUUAAUAAAACAGAAUGGGCAGUGCCAGCAAUUCUGUUCUCUUUGAAAAGGGAAGAAAAUCUUUUGGCCCGGGACAGGGUAUGUGUGUUCCUCUCCUUGAUGCUGCACAACUUCUCUGUGGUUUCCUCAAUGAAUAUUGGGAACAUUCUGGAUGAUAAUUCUUCCUCCUGCUUGGAUUCUUUUUCGAAGCAUAU